CAUGGAGUGUAACUAAUUAGUAGGUGAGAUUUUUUUUAUUUUAUGUAGGAAUUGUAUAAGGUUCAAGUUCCUGUAAUACUGUCUUAUGGAAAUCUUUACAUUUAAAUGGAGUUUUUCUUCUCUUAUAUACAUUAAAGUCUAUUUUCAUUUAUUGAAGUUUCUAAAAUGUACUAAUCAUGGUUUAAUGGAAAUAUUAGAUCCAUUGGAUUGUCCUGACUCUGCUGUGUAAUUUAUUUUGGGCAAAUCACGUAAAUACUGUGAGUCUCAAUUUCUUCAACUGUGGAAUGGUGGAAUUCAGUUAUUUCUAAGGUCUUGAAUACUUCUAGCCUUUAAGUUUAUCAGUUUUAAGUAAAAUUUGGCUGUAAUGUCUAACACUAAAGAAAAUAGGCUUUUUAUUAGCCCUUAACAUAACUCGUGUGAUGAGUUACAUUAUAUACCACAAAGGUUUAUCAGGUAUCAUCUAUAGAGUUUUUUUCUAAAUACACAAAAGAUUAAAUCUGCCACAAUCUGAUUUAUGGUAGUGUAAGUUAAGAUGAAAUUAUCCUAAGUUACCAAUUUAUGUGGAAUUCUAUAAAUAUGAAAAUUUACCAGUUAAACUCUGAGUAGGUGUAUAUCAUUUCAAAGGGAUAAAACUGUUAGCUGUAAGGGAGCACUUUACCCUUAAUUUGAAUGAAAAAAAUUUUUUUAUAAAGAUUGAAUUUCACAAUACUAAAUAGAUUUUUAGUUUUAUAGUAAAAUAAAUUGUAGACACUGAUUUAUAACACGAGUGUGAGACCAUAGCAAUGGUUUAGGAAAUAUCUCCCAACAAUGGCCAUAUACCACAUUACAACUGCUAGUCUUAACACCACAACUCAGGUUUAAGUGUCAUUGGGAAAACCUUUGUUGAUGUUGUAAAGAAGAGUAUAAUGAGCUAGUUUUGCUUCUCUGGGCCAAACCAGUGGAUAUUAAGAGGCUUUUGUUUGCUGUCAGUAUUAAGGCAAAUCACUGAUGGCCUUUGUUGUGGAACUGAAAAGGGAAUGGGAAGAGCCUGAAUCACGGUGAAGGGGUACAGUCACAGAAAGUACAUUUAAAUAAAGCUUUUAAAUCUUUAUUAAUCAUACUUGCACUCUGCUUUUUCCUUGGAUUUGUCUUUCCAACAAAUAUAUAACACAUGCUAAAUGUUCUUUUGUGCCAGCGCUUUGUGCCUUCAUUUGGAGAGAUGGUAAUGUGUCCUGAGAGACGAACUCCGAAGAGGACAUAAAAAAUCUGCAGCCACUCUUAGGAGGAGGUCAAUAUUUUACUAAGAAGCCCUAAGUGAAAGACAUACUGAGCAUUAAAUUUCACUAAUUCAAAAAACGCUUUACCAAUUUGACCCUGCCUGUUGAAUACGUAUGAUUUUUUGCCUUAAAUCUUGGAAAUGUAUCAUUGCUCUUAUUCAAGGAAAGUCUUCUGUGCAUUUAGAAGUAAAGUGUUAACUGAUCACCAUUUUAGUUUUCAAUGAAGUUUGCCGUACAUAAUGUAUGUCCUGUCCAAAAUAUUACCGGGUCACUUGGAGAAACCAAAUUUUCAGUUUAGAUUUAUAGCCGUCUGACAUUCGAGUGCCUUGAAAGGGGAAAAAAUUCUACGUUUAGGAAAGAAGUGCUUCCAUGCAUUUGUGAUUCUAAGGGUCAGUGGUUUACAGGAGUACAAAUGUCUUUGGGAGACCUCUGUUAAAUAUGAAAUAACUUGAGCUUCGCGAGAAUAAAAGCUAGUUGACCUAGUACGAAGUAGCAGAAUCCAUGACUGCUUUGGCCAUGAGUUUUGAGGUGGUCAUACAGAAAUAGGCAAAAUAGAGACUUUUGAAGUUCUCUUAAACACAGUUGCAUGCGCAAUUUGACGGAUGUUGAGCGUGAAGAGUAACUAUAGUGCUACGUCUGUAACACCUAUUAAUGCAACCGUGGUGAGGCUGGUUGCAGACAGUGUGAGAGUGGAUCUCGGAACCUUUCUGUUGGGGAUCUUUUGCUGGAGGGACCGGAAAAGAGGUGGAUCCUUUCUGUCACGAUGUGGGGAGGCCGCAAGCUGAGCUCCUCUGGGAAUCGUUUUUUAGGAGUGCUUAGAUCUAGGUGUUGGGGCACACAGGCUGAGGGUGCUCGCUUAACCAGUUCGGCAGAGAAUCAGGUCAGUUGGACUCCACAAACUAAACCACGGGUUUUCAGUGAAUACAGAAUCAUGUGGUUCAAAUCCUAUAGAAUGACUUUUGCCUGCUUGAACAGAAUGAAAAUUUACAGGUACCCUUGGAGAAGACUGUACAGUACUUCUCAAACCACUGUAGACAACAGUGAGAUAAAAACUUUCCUGGCCCUGGCUCACAGGUGGUGGGAUGAACAAGGAGUAUAUGCACCUCUUCAUUCUAUGAAUGACCUGAGGGUACCAUUUAUUAGAGACAAUCUUUUAAAAACAGUUGCUCAUCACCAGCCAGGAAAACCUUUGUCUGGGAUGAAGAUUCUUGAUGUUGGCUGUGGUGGUGGAUUAUUAAGUGAACCUCUAGGGCGGCUUGGAGCUUCAGUUAUUGGAAUCGAUCCUGUGGAUGAGAACAUUAAGAUAGCACAGCACCAUAAAUCAUUUGAUCCAGUCCUAGAUAAGAGGAUAGAGUACAGAGCAUGUUCCCUGGAAGAGAUGGUGGAAGAGACGGCAGAAACAUGUGAUGCUGUGGUAGCUUCUGAAGUUGUGGAACAUGUGAUUGAUCUAGAAACAUUUUUACAGUGCUGCUGUCAAGUGUUAAAACCUGGUGGUUCUUUAUUCAUUACUACAAUCAACAAAACACAGCUGUCUUAUGCCUUGGGAAUUGUCUUUUCAGAGCAAAUUGCAGGUAUUGUACCGAAAGGUACUCAUACAUGGGAGAAAUUUGUUUCACCCGAAAAGCUAGAGAGCAUUCUGGAGUCAAACGGUCUGUCAGUUCAGACUGUGGCAGGAAUGCUCUACAACCCCUUAUCAGGUUACUGGCAUUGGAGUGAAAAUACCAGCCUCAACUAUGCUGCUCAUGCUGUGAAAUCCACAGGACAGGAGCACCCAGUGCCUGCUGAGUUUGUUUUCAAGGGAGAAACAGAAGAGCUCAGAGAUAAAGACUCCACCAACCCAGGUUUGCAGGAAGAGCUGAAGAAAUGAAUUGUUUCUAAGGACUGUAUAAUAUGGCUUGGAAGUCUGAUGUUUACAUAUGUAAAAAAUAUACACUUUGUCUUUUGUGAGUGGAUCAAGAAGAAAAGAAAGUCAACAAAAGGGGCUAAAACCUUGGAUAAAAGUUUUUGUUGUUUCAUCUAAUAGCCACUUUCAAGGGAUUAUUCUGUGGAUAAAAAGUUUUGGCAAGGUAUUGUGUAAUCUAGGCAUUUAAAUUCCUCAGCCUUUGUUUUAUAAAUAGGGUCUGCAUAUUUGACUUCCCUUUACAGAUUAUAUAUAUUCAUCCACCAUGUAUGCACAUACGUAUAUGCCGAAAUGUGUUUUAAUUUAAAGGAAUCUGCAUUAUCUAUGUUCUUUAUUGGGUUUUAGCUAAAGGCAGUUAUGCUUCUAACUUAUGAAAACCAAAUAUAGUUUUAUGCCACUUAUAUUUGGGAAGACAAAAUGUAUUUUUUCCUUUAAAUUUUAGUUUGUUGGAAAGCAAAUGGAUUGUUAAAUAUAUGUCACAUUUGGAUUCAAACAUUAAAAUCAAGAAGUUCGGAUAAUGUUGGACAUACUUCUAUACAGUUCCAUAAAUGUUUUAUUGUGACUUUUUUUUUUUUUUUUUAGGUAGAAAGGACUUUUUAAAACUCAAUUAAAAAUUCAGUUAUGGAAAUUUUCUUCUUUGGCUAACAUUUUUAUAAUUGAGGGGACUGGAAAUGUAUUUUUAUGCUUCUUGAAGUAUGUGAGUCUCUGGCUUUUUCUGAAAGUCCAGAUGCUCUAUAUAAAGACAUUCACAGAGGCCACUGACCCAGUGUGACAAACAUGGAUUGAAUGCGUUGUUUCCCAGGUGGAAGAUCGGCUUUUUACUUCCUAUCAUUUUUCACUUUUAUACUCAUGUUUCCUGUAUUCCUUUGUCAGUGUCUAUUAGAAUUAGCUCCUCAGGCAAACGGUUCCCAGCCACCUUAGCUUAUCAUGUGCUUGUUCUCAGCAGCAUUUCAGGGGGAGGAACCUGAAAUUUAAAGAAUUAAAAGAGGAAUUUUAACUUCAGUUGUUAUUGUGUAAUUGGGGUACUAAAAAUUAGGAGCUUCCAUUGACCUCCAUUUAAAAAGUUAGAUUCUUAGUCCGAAUUCUAGUAGUUUUAUUACCAAAACAAAGCUUUCUCAUUCUAUCUGUUAGAAAAAAAAAAGUUGGUAUAAAAGAGUAAUCUAAGAACAAUGUAAUGGAAUUGAUUAAAAACAAGUGUCCCCCAAACAAGUGUAUUUAUCUUAGAGAGAAAAACAGUAACUUUCAGUUGUUAAAAAUAUAUUCGUUAAGUGCUGAAAAUUCAGGGUGAUUCAGUAAUAGCUACUUCUGUUUCACUUGACUUCCAAUGGGAUGAAAAAUGAAAAUUUCAUGCUUCCGUGUAUAAUCUAUUUGAUCUUUCAGGCCAAUUUCAACCAAAUUUCGAGAGAAAUAAGUUCAAGAAGAUAGUACAAAAUCUUUUAAGCGCUUGUUGAGUGAGAAUUGUUCAGAUGUAAAUUAUUAAUUCUGAGCACUACCAACUUUUGAAAAGCAGUAAUCUAGCAAUUAGGGCUAUGCUGGGGAGUUUCACCUGCAAGCCUUCCCUCAGGAACUCUGGGUUCAUGAGAGUGCCCUGAAAGAAAUGAUGAUGGAGACUUUAUGCCUAAUGAUCCAGCAAAAGAGAAUGUAAAAAUGACUUAGAACGAAAAAGAACAAGGCUCAGAAAGCAAGAAGGUGAAUUUGCAGGCAAUAUUAAUUUGGGGUGAGGGGAACAAUCAUGGGAAGCUGGGCAAUGACCUUGACCACCUUGUUGUGCUAAUGAAGGGAGUCAGAUGCUCAAUUGGGCUGUAAUUAUAAAAACUGCUGGACCAUUUAAGGUUGGCUCCAAGGGCUAAAAGCACUAGAAGAGCAAAACUUUCAGCCCUUAGAAGUAGCUAUGAACGGUGGUAGGAAGGGUCACACAGCAAGGCUGGUGGUGACAAGAGAGAGAUCAAGGUUUGUAGCUUUUCCCAAAACUUCUGCAAGGAACAGUGGGAUCCAGCAUCUAGCACGUACAUGCAAAACUGCCUGGGAGCCUGGAGGAGCCUUCUGGAAGCAGGAUUCUAGAAACUAGCCUGUUUAAGAGACUAGAAUAAAAAGCAACUGCAGUUGUUACAAAAGCAUCCAUUUUUUCCCAAAGUUGCUGUGUUCUGGGGAAAAUAAGUGCCAUGCAGGUACAUAAAACAUUGCUAUAUUUGUGUGUUCUAUAUUUUUCCUGAAGACAAAACAUCACAAAAGAAUUGUCUUUAAGUCUUUUAUUUUAUGGGGUACCUGGUCAGUUGGGCAUCUGUCUUCGGCUCAGGUCAUGAUCCCAGGACCCUUGGGAUCAAGCCCCGAGUCAGGCUACCUGCUGGUCGUGGAGCCUGCUUCUCCUUCUCCCUCUGCUGGCUGUUCACCUGCUUGUGCUCUCUCUCGCUCUCUGUCAAAUCAAUAAAAUCUUGGAAAAAACCGAAACAAAACAACUUUUAUUUUAUGUCUAGACGUAUACUUGAGGCACUAGAAAUGCUAUCACAUUGACUUUCCUGUAAAUCAUGCCUGAGUGCUCUCAAAUGAAAAUGUCAAUAUCAUUGCAACUUGUGAUCUCAGGAAACUUUCUAUUUUUUGAUGAACAUGUUUGAAUUUGGAAAACAGGGGUGUCUUUUGGGUACUAAAGUUGAACAUUUUGUUUAUGAUUUGUUAAUAGUGUCAUUCUGUAGAUAAGCUUAAGACUCAACAAAGAGCCAUUCUUUGUAGUUGUGUUGCUUUGGAGAAUUUGUUAAAGGUGUUCCCACUGUUCCAGAUGAUUUCACAAUGGAUAAUUGGAAAGCUUACAGAACGACAUGUGUGCUAUGUUUCCCCUCUGCACCACAGCCAAACAUAUCAAAAGGGUUGUAUCCAUUUUGUCAUUCUCUCACUUCUCCGCUCACUCUUGUGGGCCCUGCUCCAUUAUUGUUUCAUUGAGACCACGUGACUGUACCCAAAGGCUCUUAUCUCACUCUUUGACAUUGUUAAUUACCUCCCUCCUUUAACCGUUCUCUAUUUCCACGACUUUAUCCUUUUUUGACUACUCCUUGACAGCCUGAGUUCCCUUUUCUUGCUCUACCCACCCACCUGUUGGCUUUAAUUGAAUGGUUCCCUAUACCCAUACUUUUAUAGUCUCCUGUAAAUAAUCUUCCUCAAAUUAUCUUAUUUCAAGUGGGCCAUAUGCUUCCAUUGGGGCCCUCACUGAUAAACUGACCCACUCCCAACCUCUUCUUAAAACCCUUCAAUGGUUUCUCAUUACUCUGAAGGUAAAUGACCUAAGUCCCUUAACAUGGCUACCAAGUCCUGACAUCAUCUGGCCUGCCUACUUCUCAAGCCUCAUCAUGUAUUUUUGACAAGUAUGCUGGAUUAUUUUUUAAAGAUUUUUAUUUAUUUAUUUUAGAGAUAUAUAUAGAGAGAGCACAAGUGGGGUGAGAAACAGAGGGAGAGGGACAAGUAGACUCAGCGAUGAGUGCAGAGACUGAUGGGGGCCUGGAUCCCAGGACCCUGAGAUCAUGAGCUGAGCAGAAAUCAAGAGUCGGAUACGUAACUGACUGAGGCACCCAGGCGCUCCAAGUAUGCUGGAUUUUAAUAACAGAAGAGUUCAUUAGAGUUCUUUUGCAUUAUUUUAAACUUUACAUUUAAAAAUAAUUAUAAAAUAAUUUCAGAUUUACAAAAAAAGGGCCAAAGGUAACCCAAAGGGUUCCCAUAUACCCUUCAUUCAGCUUCCCAAAUGUUAUCUUUAACCACAAUACAAUGAUAAAACGCAGAAAAUUCACUUUGAUACACCACAAUUAUCUAAUGUACAAACCUUACUUACUUUAUUAAUUAUCCCACUUGUCUUUUUAGGGGGAAACAAGAUCCCACAUUGCGUCAAAUUGUCAUGUCUUAGCCUCCUUUAAUUUGGGACAGUUCCUCAUUCUGUCUUUGUCAUUCAUGACUUUGACAGUGACAGAGCACUGGACAUUUGUUUUAAAUGUACCUCAAC
This is a messenger RNA of Ailuropoda melanoleuca (giant panda), 7138 nucleotides long. It is a transcript of the gene COQ3, whose product is annotated as coenzyme Q3, methyltransferase. Bases 2020 to 3123 code for a protein of 367 amino acids. Gene Ontology annotation, cellular component: mitochondrion. Lineage: Eukaryota; Metazoa; Chordata; Mammalia; Carnivora; Ursidae. Gene Ontology annotation, biological process: ubiquinone biosynthetic process. The transcript has 7 exons. The record is from RefSeq and is a predicted model, not a curated record. Gene Ontology annotation, molecular function: polyprenyldihydroxybenzoate methyltransferase activity; 3-demethylubiquinol 3-O-methyltransferase activity.